AUGUACUUUGCCGAGCAUCGAUUCUUAGGGGACAUAACCAAACUCCCUACUAACGAACACAAUCCAGCCGGCUCAGCCGUAGCGGAUGCACCAGCUCUCACGCUCGAGAAUGGACUUGUUCUUACCUAUGGGGAGAUUAACGGAUUCGCUGGCGACUAUUUCGGCUUCGAAGAACCCAUAUCCUCAGAGAGCAGUGUGACCGAGAGAAAAGCCAGGUUUCAACGCUGGUUCGACCUGCUCGGGGUUGCUCCUGGUGGUAAACUCAAAGCCGAAGCUCUGCGGUCGGAGCUGAAGCUUGUGAACGACCAAGCGGACAGCGUUUUACGAUCUCCCACUGGUGGUACUGCUCAUGAGCUCGCAGUAGUAUACGAGAAGACCCCACUGGAUAUUCGACAUCUAGAUACCAUCUCUAAGGAUCCUAGGUGGGGGCCGAACGGCGCCCAAUUCAUGCGGCUUCUAGAAACGAACGUAGACCAUUUCGGUGCCGAGGCGCGCAUUGCAUACAAUACCGGUCAUACGCUUGCUCUAGAAUGGGCCAGUAAAGGGCAAUUCCAGAAGGCCCUGGCUAUCAACGGGUUUGCCGACCACUUCCUCGAGGAUUCUUUUGCCGCGGGCCAUUUGCGAGUCCCCAGAGCAUUAAUCAUGGAAGUUAGCAAGUCGGCUGCUGCUUACGUUGACAAAGUUGUAAACGCAUAUGCGAAUGUGAUGCACGAGGAAGAGGUCCACGACGCAAACUACUAG
Messenger RNA from Colletotrichum truncatum, 741 nucleotides. Lineage: Eukaryota; Fungi; Ascomycota; Sordariomycetes; Glomerellales; Glomerellaceae. The record is from RefSeq and is a predicted model, not a curated record.